This is a messenger RNA of Tilletiaria anomala UBC 951, 644 nucleotides long. RefSeq lists its product as uncharacterized. The coding region runs from base 230 to 571 and encodes 113 amino acids. NCBI's taxonomy places the organism in Eukaryota, Fungi, Basidiomycota, Exobasidiomycetes, Georgefischeriales, Tilletiariaceae. The record is from RefSeq and is a predicted model, not a curated record. The transcript has a single exon.
UUCGCUUUCUGAAUCAGGAGAACACGUCGGCCACGGAAGCAUUCUUCCGAGAUCGGUCCGCGGCCAUUCAAUACGAAAUGGUGUAGAUUCACCGUGCCGUCCCUCGCGUGGAGGCAGGCUCAAGUCUUGGAUCCUGCAUGCAGUAGCAGUGGUUGGGUCAGAGUAGAAGUGUCGGAAGUGCCACAGCUCGUUAGAUGAAGAAUAUGUUUGGCAGGGGCGCAGCAUUCUGAUGAGUGCGGCAGUGGCAACUUCCCGAGAGGAGCCUAUCCUUGAUUGCGGUUGGACCUCGCCUUUGCUUGCUGCCUCGUCUUCAUCAACUCCCGCAAUUUUAAAAUGGCAUCUCUACUUCGGGCUUGCACUCUUGCUGCUUUGGUUGUUCCUUAUAGGCGCUCGUACUUGGUUCGCAUUUGGCACAAGAUUCAGGACGACAAAAGGAACGAAGUGGCGACAGAAGAUGUUGAAUCUUCGGCGCAUGAAUUUAGUGAAACGGACGCGUAGAGCGCAUUUUAGAUGUAUCGUCCGGCUGCGUCCUCCAGAAUAUACCACCGUUUCAGGUGUGCGAAGGCAUUAGAAAGACGACCUCCGACGCGAUGGACUAGAUCCGAACAAGAGAUCUUGGUCAAAGAUUCAUAACAGAAGAUGAC